AAAAAUAAAAUUAUUCUUCAGUCAAGAAACACUCAUUGACUUAGACACACCUUUUGAGCUUGUUUCUGAACUUUCCUGGUCUAGAUUUUAGUAUUGUGGUUUCUAACUGAAGUUAAUAAACAGUGCAGUACAGAACAGCUUUGUCGAACAGGACUACUUUAUGACAAGAUAAGACGUCGGAAAAAACAAUGUUAUGGGAAAUCGUGAGCACAGUAUUCAUUUUAACAAUAUCAGUUUGGGGAAGUCCAAAAUGCAGAACUCGUUUCAAUGCGGAGGUCGUGUGUGUCGCAGGAUCCGACGAUUACAUAUUACAGAGGGGUCUAGUGUCAGACAAUAAUGAUACCGUCGCAAUAACACUUAAGGAUUGUCGGAUUACAGAUGUAGACAUUGAAGCUUUCAAAAAUGUCUACAAUUUAAAAGAAAUUGAUUUGUCUAGAAAUAAAAUUAGUUUCCUUAAAGUGGGUGUUUUCGACGGAAUCCCAAAACUAUCUUCUUUAAGAUUAUCAAAAAAUUUGUUAUCAACGCUUCCUUUAGGACUUUUUGAUAAUUUACCAACGUUGCAACGAUUGGAUGUGAGUGAUAAUAAAAUAAACUUUUUAAAAUUAGGUAUAUUUAAUAACUUGCCUCAGUUAGUACGUCUCGAGCUGGCAAAUAAUGAAUUCUUAGGAAACGAAUUAGAUCCCUGUCUUUUCGACAAGAAUCCAAUGAUUAAGUAUUUACAUUUUUCUGGUAACAAUAUGUCAGAAGCACCAGAUCAGCUCUUAAACGGUAUUCAAGAACUGUCAAUUUUGGGUUUAAGUAAUUGUUAUUUGACAGAAAUCCCGAAAUUUGCGACCAGGUCCAACCUAAACACGCUGAAAAAAAUAUUAUUGCAAAGAAAUCAAAUAAGAAGGUUAGAUGAUCCUACGACAUUUAUAAAUAUGGGAAAUUUGGCAAUGUUAGAUUUGUUUAAUAAUACAAUUGAAAAUUUAAAUGAAACUGUUUUCAAACCACUGACUAAGAUCGAAGUCAUCGAUCUGUCAUUAAACAAGAUCGAACAGAUUCCGAAAAAUAUGUUUCAGAACAUGUUGAGCGUAAAAAGUAUAGAUUUGUCGAAUAAUUUAAUAAAAAUUAUUCCAACGAAUGCUUUUAAAAGUUCCUGUUUGCAGACAUUAGAUUUGAGCAGCAAUAGAAUUUCAUACUUAGAGAGAAACUUCUUUUCGACAUUAUGUUGCUUUAAUAAAACUUUGUCGACAUUUUAUUUUAAGAAUAAUCCCUUUCAAUGCGCAUGCUUAGUUGAAAUUUUGAAAGACAUGAAGAAGUUUGGUAUCAAACACGACAUAGAUGAAAACAAAGAACAUACAAAGUGUUCCAUGACGAAUGAGGUUACCUGUAUGAGACCUGACGAAGAAAUACGUGAUGUAGACAAUGACGAGGAUAAGUUGUGGUCUACGUUUGGACUUCCACACUACAUCAAUUCCACCAAAUAAAUAUUAAUAUUACCAAAAUAAACAACCAAAUAAUUAUAAAUAUUAUGUACUUAGGUUCUAAUCUUCCUAUCGUAUUACAAUAUAAAAUACGUUAUUA
Messenger RNA from Manduca sexta (tobacco hornworm), 1566 nucleotides. RefSeq names its product phospholipase A2 inhibitor. The transcript is spliced from 2 exons. The record is from RefSeq and is a predicted model, not a curated record. Gene Ontology annotation, molecular function: protein binding. Bases 189 to 1469 code for a protein of 426 amino acids. Lineage: Eukaryota; Metazoa; Arthropoda; Insecta; Lepidoptera; Sphingidae.